Molecule: messenger RNA, 384 nt
Organism: Galeopterus variegatus (Sunda flying lemur)
Lineage: Eukaryota; Metazoa; Chordata; Mammalia; Dermoptera; Cynocephalidae
Product: prostaglandin E synthase 3-like
Exons: 2
Coding region: 1-384 (127 amino acids)
Biological process (GO): telomerase holoenzyme complex assembly; chaperone-mediated protein complex assembly; protein folding
Cellular component (GO): cytosol; nucleus
Molecular function (GO): protein-folding chaperone binding; Hsp90 protein binding; prostaglandin-E synthase activity
Source: RefSeq, a predicted model, not a curated record
AUGCAGCCUGCUCCUGCAAAGUGGUAUGAUCGAAGGGACUAUGUCUUCAUUGAAUUUUGUGUUGAAGACGAUAAAGAUGUUAAUGUAAAUUUUGAAACAUCCAAACUUACUUUCCGUUGUCUUGGAGGAAGUGAUAAUUUUAAACAUUUAAGUGAAAUUGAUCUUUUUCACUGUAUUGAUCCAAAUCUUAAUUGGCUUAGUGUGGACUUCAAUGAUUGGAAAGACUGGGAAGAUGAUUCAGACGAACACAUGUCCAAUUUUGAUCGUUUCUCUGAGAUGAUGAACAACACGGGUGGUGAUGAGGAUAUAGAUGGACCAGAAGUAGAUAGAGCAAAUGGUGAUUCACAAGACAGUGACAAUGAAAAAAUGACAGAUCUGGAGUAA